Molecule: messenger RNA, 2132 nt
Organism: Microtus ochrogaster (prairie vole)
Lineage: Eukaryota; Metazoa; Chordata; Mammalia; Rodentia; Cricetidae
Gene: Plxdc1
Product: plexin domain containing 1
Source: RefSeq, a predicted model, not a curated record
UCCGGGCCCUCCCGCCCGCGCUCCCCGAGGCCGCAACGCCGCGCUUUGCUCGCGGUGCCAGCUCCGCUCCUGCUUCCCACUCGCCCAGCCCGGGGUCCCUUCCUCUUCAGCCGCCACCGCGGGGACCCUGAGCCCGUCCGCGCCCACCAUGCGGGCUCAGCUCUGGCUGCUGCAGCUGCUGCUGCUCCGCGGGGUCGCGCGCGCUCUCAGUCCCGCAACACCCGCAGGCCAUGAAGAAGGCCAAGGCUCUGGCUGGACUGUCAAGAGGACCAGGCAAGGAUGGAGUCGGAGAGCCCGAGAGAGUCCUGCGCAGGUUUUGAAACCAGGCAGGACCCAGCUAAGCCAGGACCUGGGUGGGGCCUCCCUGGCCAUUGACACACUACCGGACAACAGGACAAGGGUGGUGGAAGACAACCACAACUACUAUGUGUCCCGUGUCUAUGGCCCCGGUGAGCGUCGCAGUCGAGAUCUGUGGGUGGACAUGGCCACGGCCAACCGGAGCCACGUGAGGGUCCACAGGAUCCUCUCAAGCUCACACCGACAGGCUUCGAGAGUGGUCUUGUCCUUUGAUUUCCCUUUCUACGGGCAUCCUCUGCGGCAGAUCACCAUAGCAACUGGAGGCUUCAUCUUCACGGGUGACGUGCUCCAUCGGAUGCUCACAGCCACUCAGUACGUGGCACCCCUGAUGGCCAACUUCAACCCUGGCUACUCUGACAACUCCACAGUCGCCUACUUUGACAAUGGGACGGUCUUUGUGGUUCAGUGGGACCAUGUUUACCUCCAGGGCCGGGAGGACAGGGGCAGCUUCACAUUCCAGGCAGCCCUUCACCAGGAUGGCCGCAUUGUCUUCGGCUACAAAGAGAUCCCUAUGGCUGUUCUGGAGAUCAGCUCUGCCCAGCACCCUGUAAAGGCAGGCCUGUCAGACGCCUUCAUGAUUCUCAAUUCAUCCCCGGAUGUACCAGAGUCUCGGAGACGGACCAUUUUCGAGUACCACCGCGUUGAACUGGACUCCAGCAGGAUAACCAACAUGUCGGCCGUGGAGUUCACCCCAUUGCCAACCUGCCUCCAACAUCGGAGCUGUGACACCUGCAUGUCCUCAAACCUGACCUUCAACUGCAGCUGGUGCCACGUCUUACAGAGAUGCUCCAGCGGCUUUGACCGCUACCGCCAGGAGUGGUUGGCCUACGGUUGUGCCCAGGAGGCAGAGGGCAGGACAUGCGAGGACUUUGAGGAUGAAGGCCACUACUCAGCCUCUCCCGACAGCUCCUUCGGCCCCUUCGAUGGUGACCGUACCACCUCUUCCUCCCUCUUCAUCGACAGCCUCACCACAGAAGAUGACACCAAGCUGAAUCCCUACGCAGGAGGAGACGGACUUCAAGACAACUUGUCCCCGAAGACCAAGGGCCCUCCUGUGCACCUGGGCACCAUUGUGGGCAUCGUGCUGGCUGUGCUCCUGGUAGCAGCCAUCAUCCUGGCUGGGAUUUACAUCAGCGGCCACCCUAACUCCAAUGCUGCACUCUUCUUCAUCGAGCGGAGACCUUACCACUGGCCAGCCAUGAAGUUCCGCAACCACCCCAGCCACUCCACCUACACAGAGGUGGAGCCCUCUGGCCACGAGAAGGAGGGCUUCAUGGAGGCCGAGCAGUGCUGAGCAUAUCAGGCCAGAGACCUGGGGAUGGCGUGAAAGCAAGUCACAGCUAAGAGAAGGGAUUUUUCCUGGCCUCCUCUGAGCUGGCCAUGGGCCAGGAAGACGAUGACUUAUGGUGCCCAAACUAUAGUUUGGUCCUCACACCCCAGAUAAAAGGGGUACAACAACGCAAAGGAACACUAACCUCAGAGUUCCCUGUUCCGGUGGGAGAAGCCUCCUUUUUGGGAUCUCUCGAUGAUCUGCACUGCAGCUUUUAGCAGAGCCCCUCCUCACUGGAGACAGCCUGACCACUGAAGCCCCUACUGGGGCUACUGUAUUCUAGGGUCAGUAGACUCAAGGGGUGGUCUUCCUAGCUAUGGAGUCAGUACCCUUGACUCCAAACCCUGUGGCUCUGGAAGCCUGAAGAAGGAGUGCCCUCCAUCUGAGAGCUCUUAUCUUAUCCCUUGAGACAAACCAAAUGAGAGGCGAGGAAAAAAAAAAAAAA